Messenger RNA from Sinocyclocheilus rhinocerous, 1463 nucleotides. RefSeq names its product ubiquitin-conjugating enzyme E2 G2-like. Lineage: Eukaryota; Metazoa; Chordata; Actinopteri; Cypriniformes; Cyprinidae. The record is from RefSeq and is a predicted model, not a curated record. The coding region runs from base 124 to 642 and encodes 172 amino acids. The transcript is spliced from 6 exons.
AAUCUCCUGCACGCGAAAUUCUUUGCUCGCUUUUGUCCCGGAAGAACAAGAUUUCUCAUCGUGUCAGUUGUCGUCACCCUUCGUGCCAAAACAACUUCUUUCUAGACCAGCCCAGGCUGUAAAAUGGCUGGAACAGCUUUAAAAAGACUCAUGGCUGAAUACAAACAACUAACCCUCAACCCUCCAGAGGGGAUUGUAGCUGGGCCUGUAAAUGAAGAAAAUUUCUUUGAAUGGGAGGCUCUGAUUAUACUAAGAAUCGGAGUCCUAAAGUGUCUUUAUGGCCGGGGCAUUUCCUCUGGUCCCGCUGAUGGAUGUGUGGACACAGCGUUCAGGGAAGUGGGCCCAGAUAAAGGUCUUCCUGCAGGUGAGUUUGGUGUGUUUUCUGCAGUCUACCCAGAUGGCCGUGUGUGUAUCUCAAUCCUGCACGCUCCUGGUGACGACCCCAUGGGCUAUGAGAGCAGUGCUGAGAGAUGGAGUCCCGUGCAGAGCGUGGAGAAGAUCCUGCUGUCUGUGGUCAGCAUGCUCGCUGAGCCCAACGAUGAGAGCGGAGCAAACGUGGACGCCUCAAAGAUGUGGCGUGAGGACAGAGAGCAGUUCAACCGACUAGCUAAGCAGAUCGUGCGCAAAUCUCUGGUCCUCUGACACACUCACACUCCAGGACAGUGAGGAUUGACAUUUACAAGGAUCAAACUCCCCACAGAAGAGAAGAGUGUCUGUGCUGAGUGUAGUGUACUACCCCCUACCUCCACCAGUGUGAGCACUUUAUUCUCAUCCAGGCUUUCAUUCUCUCUUCCCAGUCCUCCCCUCUCCUGUGAUUGGGUGGAUGCGUUGGACAAAUGGCUUUUGAUGAAGAAGGUAAAGCGACAUACAUUCACCGGACAGUGUUCUAAAAGAGAGCCAAGCAUCAUUCACUGAAUAAGUACACAAACCAAUUAUUCACAGCCAUUUUGGGCUGCCGGUUUGUCUGUCAUGCCUGUUACCUGUCCAUAGUUAAGCAACGGAAUGCAGCUUCGGUUUGCUGACAGUAUGCUGAUGCAUGCUUUAAUGCCUCAUUCUAAUAAAAUGCAUCGUGAGGCAGUGACUGAGACUAUCACAUCCACUUACAGAUUCUAUUAAUGAUCUUUUAGAAAUAAGGAAAAAGAUCAUGUCUAUGGAUGCAAAUUUAAUAAAUGUUCUAAUUAAAUACAUUUGAUUACAUUUAAUAUGAAAAUGUUUUGAAAUUUGGUAAUGCACAGAUAGAUAAGUGGUUUUCACUGUGGCUUUUUACUUUUAUGGAGGUUUUUAGAUUCAGUAGUAACAAGCUGGAAUCAUCCAGCCUUCGGCAGAAAGACAGACCAAAAUAAUUGUUGGAUUUACACCGUCACUACUUUCAUUAAAAAAAUCUUUCAAUUCUGUAUUUGACUUUUUGCUUUUCAUCUGUUCUCAAGGAUUGUAAAGCCAAUAAAAUCAAUAAAUGUUUGUGA